Molecule: messenger RNA, 2656 nt
Organism: Naegleria gruberi
Lineage: Eukaryota; Heterolobosea; Eutetramitea; Acrasida; Naegleriidae
Product: dipeptidyl aminopeptidase
Exons: 1
Coding region: 1-2631 (876 amino acids)
Biological process (GO): proteolysis
Molecular function (GO): serine-type peptidase activity; dipeptidyl-peptidase activity
Source: RefSeq, a predicted model, not a curated record
AUGAGUGAAAAAGCUAGGUUGAGAACGGAUGCUGUGAAUAACAGCUAUUCCAACUCUGCUGAUGAUCAACCAAUUCAACAAGAAUUAUCACCUGAAGAGAUUUCAAAGAAGCGUCAACAACUUUUUACUAAAAUUCUCUAUAUAAUUCUCGGACUUGCUAUUGCUGCUAUUUUAUUGACUGUUGUUAUUGUACUUGUUCUCACUUAUGAGGAAAAACAAGUUAAAAGAUCAUUGGUUUUUAAUGAUAUUUUCAAUGGAACCUUUGCCACUCAAGGUUUAUCUGCAACAUGGUCAGCAAAUCCAUCAAAGGAAGGAAUCUUUUAUUAUUGGAAGAAUAGAAAGACACAAGCAAGAGAAAAUGUUGUUAGAAAUGUUUUUGAAAAUAUGAUUAGUGUUACUUCAUUGAAAGAACGUGCUGAUCAAUCAGGUUGUGAUAUCAUCAAGUAUGAUACUGCCACAAAUUCCGAAAAGGCAUUUAUUUCUUUUGAAACACUUUCCAAAGCAAACAUUCCUUGUAAUACUAACUUUUUAAUUCAAGGUGAAGAACGUUUUGUUUCAUUUGAAUUGGAUAUUGAACAUGUUUGGCGUCAUUCUAGUUUAAGUAGAUUUGUUGUUUUGGAUACUGUUACAUCCACUAUUACUGACCUUUCUCCAAAUGCUCCAAAGCAAUCUAUUAUGAAAUGGUGUUCUUCAAGUGGUAACUCUGCUGUUGGUUCUGAUGCUGUUGCUGCUUUCAUUCAAGAUAACAAUAUUUAUGUUAACAUUUUUGAUUCAACAACUGGUAAAUCAAAGUCUUUCAGACAAAUUACUAGUGAUGGAUCAUUUGAAUUGAUUUUUAAUGGUAUUGCUGAUUGGGUUUAUGAAGAAGAAGUUAUUGCUGGUGUUGAUACUUUUUUCUUCUCUCCAGAUUGUUCCAAGAUUUCCUAUCUUAGAUUGAAUGAUUCUCAAGUUCCGCUUAUUCAACUUCCUCUCUAUGAUAUGACUCACUCAAAUCCUGAAUAUCUCAAGAUUAGAAUUCCAACUCCAGGUGAUCAUAAUCCUAUUCCAUCUAUUCACGUUUAUGAUAUUAAUACUGACAAGACUGUCAAGGUUGAUAUUGGACAAGAUGAAAAUCCAACCAAGAUUGAAGAUGAAUAUUAUGUUUAUGAUUUAUUGUGGGCUUCUAAUUCUCAAGUUGCUGUUGUUCGUGUUAACAGAUACCAAAAUCAAAAGGAUAUUUUACUUGGUGAUUUGAGUAAGGUUGUCGACGGUAUUGUUCCAUCAUCUAUCAUUCAUACUGUUACAACUGACAGAUGGAUUCAAUAUGCUCAAGGAUCAUCAUUCUUCAUUUUGGAUUCAACUAUGUUUGUUGAUAUUAUUCCAUAUCAUGACCAUUAUCAUGUUGCUCUCUUCGAUUACAGCAAGGGUACCAAUAAUACCUUUGUUAGAUAUUUGACAAGUGGUGAUUUUGAUGUUACUACAGUUUACAGAAAAUUCUCUUCAAACAUUAAGAAGAUUUAUUAUCAAAGUACUGGUGAUUCUAAUGGUAUUAACAGAAAGAUUUAUGCUGUUGAUUUGGAAGCUACUCAAACUAUUGAAUUGACAAAGAAUUCAACUGCUGAAAAUGUUCACUUUGAUGCCUCAAUCAGUGCUGGUGGUAAUUAUGUUAUCCUUACUUAUAAUGGUCCUGACUUCCCAACUAGUACUUUACAUUCUGUUCAAGGAUUGAUUUCUGGAGGUGAUAGUGGUGUAACUUUGAGUGAAAAUAGUCAACUUCAAAAGAAGUUAGAAAAUGAAGUUUUCAUGCCAAAGUCUAAGGUUACUCAAGUUCAAAACGAUAACGGUGACAAGUUGAAUGUUCUCUUUGUUUAUCCACCUCAUUGGAAUCCUCAAAAUGAAGUCAAAUACCCAGCUGUUAUUUAUUCAUACAAUGGUCCUGGUUCACAACUUGUUAACAAUGAUUGGCACUCAAUGCACAAUGGAUUCUCCCUUUAUUUGGCUUCUUUGGGAUUCAUUGUUGUUACUGUUGAUGGUAGAGGUACUGGUUACAGAGGUGUUAACUUUAUGACUCAAACCUAUAAGAAUUUGGGUUAUUAUGAAGUUUUGGAUCAAAUUUCUGUUGCUAAAUAUUUGACUGGAUUGUCCUAUGUUGACUCAUCAAAGAUUGCUAUUUGGGGUUGGUCUUAUGGUGGUUAUUUAUCAUCCAAGACUAUUUCAUUCUAUGAAAAUGCUACAAACUCUGAAUCUUCCCCAUUCAAACUUGCUCUCUCAGUUGCUCCAGUUACCGAUUGGAAGUAUUAUGAUACUGCUUACACUGAAAGAUAUAUGCUUUGGCCAGAAGUUAAUCCAACUGGUUACAAGAGAAGCAGCGUUUUGAAUCAAGUUAAGAAUCCAAAAUGUCCAAUCUUGCCAACUGCUCUCAGUAAUGGAGAUGUUCAACAAUCAUCCAAGAAGUUCGUUCUUGCCUUUGGUUCUAGAGACGAUAACGUUCACCCAAUUAAUAGUUUCAAUUUAAUGUCCAUCUUGCAAGAUAGUCUUGUACAAUUUGAUUUAAUGGUUUAUACCAAUAAGGAUCACUCAAUUGACAAUAGAAGACAUAUCUACAAAUUCCUUUCUCAACAUUUAGUUGAUAUUUUGGACGUUAGUGCUUAAAUAAAUAAUAAAAGUUUAUACAAAU